Umbelopsis ramanniana AG is the source of this 558-nucleotide messenger RNA. RefSeq lists its product as uncharacterized. The record is from RefSeq and is a predicted model, not a curated record. The coding region runs from base 114 to 290 and encodes 58 amino acids. The transcript is spliced from 2 exons. Lineage: Eukaryota; Fungi; Mucoromycota; Umbelopsidomycetes; Umbelopsidales; Umbelopsidaceae.
UUGCGUCAGCUGACGCAAAUCCUGGGCCUUUGUUAUAAAAGCAAAAUUUCUGUUAAGUGAAACGCCCCUACACUCUUGAAAACUUACUUUUCUAUUACGCCCAAAAAUCAAAUAUGACCUGCCCCUGUAUGAAGGAUAACCAGUGCACUUGCCAAGUCUCUGAGUGCAAGUGUGGAAAGGAAUGUGUCUGCCAAUGCAGCCAGAAGGAUCAAGCCUCUACCCACAGCUCUAACUGUGCAUGCAAAAAGUCUGGCGCUGACUGUGGCUGUGGUAGUUCUUGCAAGUGUUAACUGGCAUGUUUGACGCGUGGCUGCCAAGCCCAUCAACACUGUCAAAAAGGAAUAUCAAAUCAAACAAAAAACAAAGCAAAAAAAGGGACCAAGGUGUGAAAUAUGGAGGUUUAAGAAGUACUCAAAAUCUUGUAAAAACUGUAAAAAAAAAAAAAAAAUAGUCUUGUAGUUUAGGAUAAGGUGAAUAGGAUAGGUAAUUGAUAGUGUUAGGUAUACUGGAAGCAAGUAGUGCAUGAAGUAAAAUAAAAUGCUAUUUUGUAACAAAGCA